CACAAUCUCUCACAACUUGUUCGGAACGUGACCAGUGACCAUCACAACAACGAACGGCCAACGACCUCGAUUGUGGUACUGUGGUCUCCGUGUUGCUGUCUAGCUCCUGUACUCGUAGCCAGCCAGCUUUAGCCGACCAGAAGUGUUGCAAAGAAAUUUUUAAAAUGAGCUCAGACGCAGCAAUAUUGUCCACUGACCAAAGGGAGGAUGGUUCUCACAGUCGGCAGGAAGAGGAAGACAUGGACCACAAUGAUACGGAAGCCGCAUCCGACGAACGAGACCUUGCGCUGCAGGUUGUGGAUCAGAGUGUCCGACAUACCAACAUUCCCGUGUUGACCUGUUCGUUUCUGGCAGCGCUAACAACGGGGGCGACUUCCUAUUCCUUUGGUCUGUACGCGGGAGAGCUCAAAGCGAGACUGGAGUUUUCACAAUCCCAGCUGGAUACCAUUUCUUCGGCAAUAUUUUUUGCGGGUAUCUUUUCAUGGGUUCCUGGUCUCGUUGUCGACAAUUUCGGAACUAGAACCGGGACGGUCUCGGGAGGACUAAUGGGUGCAAUCUCGCUGAGCUGCUUUUGGGCCGUGUCGACCAAGUUUUUCCCACUCGAACAGCAUUUGCUGGUACCGGUUCUCAGUUCUUUGGGUGUCCUGAUUUUCCUAUCGUGUGCUUUGAUUACUGGAAGUGUAUUCAAGGUUAUUGUCACUACUUGUGGAGCCGGAAGCAAGGGUACAGCAGUGGGUGCUGCAAAGGGUUAUGUAGGGCUAGGCGCUGGAGUCUAUUCUUGCAUAUUCGAAUCUCUCAAAACCAAGGGACAGUCGGAUCUUGAUUUUUUGAUCAUGGCGGCACUGCUAUUCAUUACCAAUGUGACAAUCCCCUGUCUCUUCUUGAUGCCAGCGCAUAAGGUCGUCCAAGAAGAGGAAUUUCACGAUGAAGCAACACCACUCCAUUUCAGAACAUUAUAUUGCUCUCUGGCAGCCAUGGCGACAAUCAUCAUCUGGAACAGCUUGGAAGAGCUAUUCAAUGAAAAUAAAGAACCAACACCAAAGCUGGACGAUGACAAUAAACAUGCAGGGCAGAACCUUCCUCUGGCAGUCUUUAUGCUGGUUAUUUGGGUGGCGCCCAUCUUGAGUUUACUGUUCCUGCCCAAAAAGUCGACAUUGCAGGUUGCCGAAGAAGAACACGAACCAGAAGGCGAGAGUUUGCUCACAGAAAACAGCAAUGUGGAAAUGAAUAACGAAAACGGCGACAUUAGCUUGCAAAGAAUACAAAAUUCAAAAGACGGCAACAACCAACAGGACGCGGAGGAGGCAGAUGGUGGAGAUGUGGCACAUGAUUUGCUGCGGGUACCCCAGGAGGAUCCCGACAACCUUAACGAAUCCGAAACGCUGGGUCCCGAUGAUGUGGAUGAAAUUGGCGGAGACAAGAAUCUCUGGCAAAUGCUUCGGACACCCACUGCCAUGCUAAUGCUGUGGACGACAACCAUUCUAGUUGGUGGAGGAAUCGUCAUGACAAACAAUAUGGGUCAAAUGGUGGAAGCACUGGGCUUUCCAAAAGAGACAACACCGGCCAGUCUUGCCUUCUUUAGUGUGGCACAAUCGGGGGGCCGUGUCAUUACGGGAGCCUUGUCGGAAAGUGCUUUGAAUUGGCCAACGAAAAGCUUUUGCAUAAACUCGGGGGUUCCGAGACCGUUUUUCCUUGUAACAGCAUCGAUAGCCGGCUUUAUUGCUCACAUGUCCUUGGCUGUGGCCACCACCAAGGCCUUCUUUGUGAUCGGAUGUACUCUGGCAGGGCUGGCAUUUGGCAUGGUUUGGCCGCUCAUGGUACUCAUCAUUGGAGAGGUCUUUGGUACCGCCAAUGUGGGGGCAAACUACAUGUUUUUCGACGGGUUUACCAGUGCUGCUGGCAGUGUGCUUCUAUCAAAGUUUCUCGCUCAAACAGUGUACGAAGAUAACAUUGACAAGAAAGAUAAUCCGGAGAAUGUUAUUUGCAUCGGGAGUGCCUGCUUCAGCAUGACGCACUCGGUCGUUGCUGUUCUGUCAAUGGCAUGUAUAUUAACGAGCGUUUCUAUGCUUUUCACAACUCGAAAAGUCUACAACAGUGCAAAUCUGCACACAGGGCACUGACGAGGGAAACGACAAUUGCUAUGGAGUGAGAGUGCGGAGUGCUUCCGACCAAGCUCCAGACGAACCUAGCUAGCUAGCUGCAGGCAGCAGCAAACAAACAACACGCAGAACUUUGGAGGAGAACCCAACGCAAUGGGGCUUCACCAGAAGCUUGCUGUUCACCAGCUCUAAAGAGUAGAGGAAUUGAAUCUACUAAACACAACUCUAGUAUAACCUUCAAGAUUCUGACAUUGUGAGUGGA
This is a messenger RNA of Seminavis robusta, 2361 nucleotides long. NCBI's taxonomy places the organism in Eukaryota, Bacillariophyta, Bacillariophyceae, Naviculales, Naviculaceae. The record is from the annotation of a GenBank genome assembly.